GAUGUCGCCAUCAACAUCUGCGAUGCAAAGCACGUGCGGGCUGUUCCGUGAAAAACAAUUAUCGAUCUCUGCUCCGCGCUCCAAUCAGCGCCGCUCUGUGUUCACGUCACGUGACAUGUUUGCAUUACAGCCAGACUUUCUAAAGUGUACAAAAGCCUAGUCCUGCAAGAGAUUUUGUAAAAAGCUGAAUUGAAUCUUUCUUGCUGUGGGUUGUGACAGCUGCACCAGCUCACCCAGUGAUGACAGACAGCUUUCUUCCAGCUGCAGGCGGCCGUCUGGCCCCCGACGACAGUGCGCAUGUCUUCAAUGCUUUGCCAUACACUGGGGGAGAAUAACUGUCUUUCUUUUUGCCACAGGGUCGUCAGUGUGACUGCAGAGGGAGGUAACAGACCGGAAAUGCUGACUUUACACUGUGUCAUCGUUUUUAUUUUGGUUGGCUGCUCCUGGCCAUGUUGUGACCCCUUGGCUAUCAGCCCUGACUCCUCUCAGUCUUCCAUGGAUCCCUCCUCCGGCUUCACGUCAAGAGUGACGGAAGUGACGACAGAGAUGCGAUCCGUUAAUGUCAGCAAGAUGGCGGACAGUGUAACAGAGAGACAAAGGGCUGGAGCCAGCAGUGGGACUCCGCCAGUUCCAGACAAGCCGUGUGCAAAGACUGCGUCCAGUGACAACUGCUCUUCUGCCAGGAGAGAAGUCCCCGAUGGACUGGUGGAACCUACUGCCAUAAGCAUUGUUUCCGAGCAAAUGAGCAGCGACAGUUUCCAAGACGAGAACGAAGAUAACAACAGUGAAAAACAUAGGUCCAUGGGGACAAACGCCGCAUCCAUGACUACUGAAUGGUUCCUUCCCAAGACCGCGGUCAGAGCAAGUUUGUCGUCGCAGUGGUCGUUGCUGACCUCAAAGCUUCUAGAAAUGGACGCAGCAGCAGCAGCAGCAACAACAAAACAACAACAACAACAACAACAACAACAACAACACAAGGGAACGUCCCCGACAGUGAGAACCACAUUCAGAUCUGAAACACCAGCAGUCGGCGGCAAGAGAAAGGCAAAGGGGAGCAAACCACAAAGGCCCAAAGCAGCAGGGGAGGCGAGCGGUACGAGGACCAAACAACUGAGCGGAAAACAGAUGGAGUACCUGGCCAGACACUUCACAGGCUUUGUUCAGAACGUCUGGCUGGCAAACCCCACUCCCAGAGCUCCAGGUCCCAUAGAUGAUGGUCCUUUCGGGAGCAUUCUUUGGCAGGACAAGAAGUAUCUGCUCAGCGUCCUCAUCCCCAUCGCGGUGGGCUUUGCAGGCGCCAUGCUCAUCAUCGUCAUGGCCUACGUCUCGCGCGCAUACCGGAAGCGGAAGGACAGAACCAUCAUCACCGGCGCACCGCGCUCCUUCCUCGAAGCAGCAACCUCAAAGGCAGACGACAUGGCGCCUCUCCAGGAGUCCUCGGACGACGAGUUCUGACUUCCGACUAAGGGUCACGUGCCGGACGCCGCCCGUGACCUUCUGGUGAUACAGUGCAGCCGCCUCCUUCCUAGACGUAGCAGCACCUCGUCUUUCUUCUCCUUCUCCACCAUUUGAGUGCAGGGAGGCGGCGUGUAGUUGGCAGCACCGAGGGUGUGAUGUGCGAGUGUAUGUUGAGGUGACUACUGGUGACAGGACUUGGCCAAGCUCGCCCUACGUCAAGUUCUAACUUCAUUUGAAAACCAAACAGGCUUGCUUGCUGUCACUGUACUAGAACUUUGAAACAUUAACUAGCAUUCCUGUCACUGGAUUUGGUUGUUUAUCUCUAGACUUGAUAACCAGUCCAGCGCUGUAAGUCACUGACUAGUCUCGGCAGGGAGGGGAUGGGAGGGGAAAGGAGAGGAAAGGACGGAGGGAAUCGCUGGGGUGGUGUCACCAGACUUCUUCUGGUGUCGCGUGACAAACGGAAGGACACCCAAGCGACUGAUGCCCGUCACCAAACCACUGGAUCGGAAAACAGCAACCGCAGUGGCAAUGGUGUAACCAAAACAGGAUGCUCGUGCAUCCUCCACUCAUGGCUGUAACAUCAACCCUUCACUCAUGAUGUGUUCUCGAGCCGCGGUCAGGGGAAGACGGUGCUGGACCCUCAGCCUCUCAAAGGGCGCACAUACAGCUGUGCCAGAAGUUUAUGACCAAAGGGGGGGGGGGGAAAGAGGUGGACCUUACCACCCAACUGUGGGCGAAAGGAAACGACCUCCGCCCCCGCUGCCUGCUUGUGGUCCCUCAGCAAGAGGAUCCCACCACAGACGUGGCGCCAUGUUUGGUACACGGGCUAACCCUGCCAGCCAUUUAUGUCCACGCCUUCCUGUCAGGACUACUUCUCUUUUAUGUUCAAAAGUCAUUGUAAAUAAUAUGAGGCAUACAAUUAGUAAAUAGUUCAUUUUGUGUGCUUGCUGUAGAGCAGACAUUUGUGUAGCUAUCUGUGCAGUUGCAAAGUUGUUCAACAUCAGUUACAAAGAUUUCUGUUUACUUAAAAGUGGAAGUGGAACCGAAAGAUAUGUGCGUUUGAUAUGUCAAAUCACAAUUCUCUAUACAUCCACAGAAUGUGAUGGUCUGGCCAAACAUUUCCCAAACUCUUGACGAUUGGGUUUAAAGCUUUUGAAACUGCAGAUGACCAGAGGUAACAUUUUUGAAUUCCCGAUGGUGAGGUCCAACAUUUCCACUCUCCUGAUGCCAAAAGACUUCUCAGCAAACAGGUGGGAAUCCAUCUCCCACCCCCCGAAUCUGCUUCUGAUUUUUAUAUCAAGAUAAAAAGCAAAUACAUUCUUCAGAUAUUAACUUCACUAUCAACACACCCAUCAUGCUUUAAACUAUAUCUUUUUAUUGUCAUAAUCAGUCAUAACACAGACAUUCUUCAUAUAAUAGAAGUUUAACUGUGGUCAUGUAAACAUUGUAUUCCUUGGUAAAUAAACCAUAGGAAACUUU
Messenger RNA from Pomacea canaliculata, 2940 nucleotides. RefSeq lists its product as uncharacterized. Bases 298 to 1455 code for a protein of 385 amino acids. The transcript has 4 exons. The record is from RefSeq and is a predicted model, not a curated record. NCBI's taxonomy places the organism in Eukaryota, Metazoa, Mollusca, Gastropoda, Architaenioglossa, Ampullariidae.